AACGGUCGUCCCUCCCUGCGGCGUAUUUUGUAGGGACGCGCUAGCUCCCGAUUCGGCCUAGCGCCCCAAGCUCCAUCCAGCGACGGAGCUCAACGCAAAAAACUCCAGCCCCAAGGAAAGAUUCCCGUCCGACAAUCUCGAGCAUCAACCUCGCCGUCCCAGAAUAAUCCCGCGUCGUCUUCCAUCUUUCUUCUUUCUCCCUCCCCCCCCUUCUCCUCUUCUCGUGCAAUCCGUCAUUCAAUUGCCCUUAGGCUUCAAUUGUUCGACGUCGACGGUCCUUUCUUCGUCUCAAAGGAUCAUCCUCUUGCAUCGUCGCCUCCCCCGAGCCCGGUCCGCCCUUUAACCAUCGCCAAAUUUCUCCCUGCUUUCGCGCCGCCCGCGAGAGCUACUUAUUCACCAUGAUCUCCUCAGUCCUGAGACGGACUGUUCGUCCGAAUGCCCUCCUCCGCAGCAACCUCUCUUCCCAGAUCCUGAGAUGUUACGCCUCUUACCCCCCGCACACCAUCAUCAAGAUGCCCGCUCUGUCGCCCACCAUGACGGCGGGAAAUAUCGGAUCUUGGCAGAAGAAGGCCGGUGACACCAUCGCCCCCGGUGAUGUCCUGGUCGAGAUUGAGACCGACAAGGCUCAGAUGGACUUUGAGUUCCAGGAGGAGGGUGUUAUCGCCAAGCUCCUGAAGGAGUCCGGUGAGAAGGACAUCCCCGUCGGUAACCCCAUUGCCGUCCUUGUUGAGGAGGGCACCGAUGUUAGCGCCUUCGAGGGAUUCUCCGCCGCCGACGCCGGUGGUGAGGCCAAGCCCGCCCCCAAGGAGACUCCCAAGAAGGAGUCCGAGUCCGCCCCUGCCCCUACCCCCGAGCCCGAGAACUCCUCCGACGACUUCAACAAGCCCGCCGGCAAGCUCGAGAACGCUCUUGACCGUGAGCCCAAUGCCUCCUUCAGCGCCGUUCGCCUCGCCAAGGAGAAGGGCAUCAACAUCGGCGACGUCAAGGGAUCCGGCAAGGGCGGUAAGAUCACCGAGGAGGAUGUCAAGAAGGCUGUCUCCUCCCCCGUUGUCGCUGCCCCCGGCGCUUCCUACGAGGACUUCCCCAUCAGCGGCAUGCGCAAGACCAUUGCCUCCCGCCUCCAGGAGUCUACCCAGAACAACCCCCACUUCUACGUCUCCUCCAGCAUCUCCGUCAGCAAGCUCCUCAAGCUUCGCCAGGCCCUCAACGCCUCCUCUGACGGCAAGUACAAGCUGUCCGUCAACGACUUCCUCAUCAAGGCCAUCGGUGUCGCCUCCAAGAAGGUUCCCCAGGCCAACUCCAGCUGGCGCGGCGAUGUCAUCCGCCAGCACAACACCGUCGACGUCUCCGUCGCCGUCUCCACCCCCACUGGCCUCAUCACCCCCAUUGUCACUGGUGUCGAGGCUCGCGGUCUCGAGGGUAUUUCCACCGAGGUCAAGAAGCUCGCCAAGCUCGCGCGCGACGGCAAGCUCAAGCCUGAGCAGUACCAGGGCGGCUCCAUCUCCAUCUCCAACAUGGGCAUGAACGACGCCGUUGACAACUUCACCGCCGUCAUCAACCCCCCUCAGUCCACCAUCCUCGCCAUCGGCACCACCAAGAAGGUUGCUGUCCCCGCUCUGUCCGAGGACGGCACCACCGGCGUCGAGUUCGACGACCAGAUCACCAUUACCGGCAGCUUCGACCACAAGGUCGUUGACGGUGCCAUUGGUGCCGAGUUCCUCAAGGAGCUCAAGAAGGUCCUCGAGAACCCCCUCGAGCUCCUUCUGUAAGCAGAAUCUGCUGUCGUUGUUGUUGACGUUGUGUUGCGCGUGCGGAGGCAAAAAGAGGCAUGAUGAAAGUUUCGAAGAGGCGUACCCGGCGUGAGAGAAUUAUAGACAUCCAGGCCGAUGGAUAUGACCUGUGGCUUUUUCGCCAAAGGGAGGAAGCGGAGAGCAGUGAAAGACGGGCCGAAGCAUAUACCAUCUGCUUGGCGGCGAACGAGGAACGAACCCCUUCCCUAACCACAACCUACUUCCCGUGUACAAUGAUCUCCUGAACUAAUGCUGCAUCUCGGGUGCGGAAGAGGUUUCUGUCUUGUACAUUUGGUCUCCUAUUCCCAUUUUACCUAGAAAUCCAAGCAGUUACCGUUGAAAAAAUGAAGCCCUCCCUGUGCUUUCCGCCAUUGUGCUAUGUACAUGCAUCUCAGUGGCACAUGGC
Molecule: messenger RNA, 2196 nt
Organism: Colletotrichum godetiae
Lineage: Eukaryota; Fungi; Ascomycota; Sordariomycetes; Glomerellales; Glomerellaceae
Product: dihydrolipoyllysine-residue acetyltransferase component-pyruvate dehydrogenase complex
Exons: 2
Coding region: 399-1769 (456 amino acids)
Biological process (GO): pyruvate decarboxylation to acetyl-CoA
Molecular function (GO): dihydrolipoyllysine-residue acetyltransferase activity
Source: RefSeq, a predicted model, not a curated record